Messenger RNA from Choloepus didactylus (southern two-toed sloth), 6545 nucleotides. It is a transcript of the gene ITGA8, whose product is annotated as integrin subunit alpha 8. The transcript is spliced from 30 exons. Gene Ontology annotation, cellular component: external side of plasma membrane; integrin complex. Lineage: Eukaryota; Metazoa; Chordata; Mammalia; Pilosa; Megalonychidae. The coding region runs from base 142 to 3333 and encodes 1063 amino acids. The record is from RefSeq and is a predicted model, not a curated record. Gene Ontology annotation, molecular function: integrin binding. Gene Ontology annotation, biological process: cell-matrix adhesion; cell adhesion mediated by integrin; integrin-mediated signaling pathway.
GAGGCGGACAGCAGAGCGCAGCGACGCGCGGCAGAGCGCCCGUCUGUCCCCGAUCUGGACGCCAGCCUUGGGGGCGUCAGCGGCCGCCCCCCCAGUGUGCCCGCCCGGGUCCCGGCUGCGAGCACCGGCCGCGCGGAGGCGAUGUCUGCCGGGGCCCGCUGCCGUGCCGGGGAGAGCCGGGCGCUGCCGCUCGUGCCGCCGCUCUGGUACUUCUCGGCCGCCCUGGGGAUGCUGUGGCCCUGCGCCUCCCAGGCGUUCAACCUGGACGUGGAGAGACUCACGGUGUACAGCGGCCCCGCGGGCAGUUACUUCGGCUACUCAGUGGACUUCCACCGACCCGAUGCCCACACAGUGAGUGUUUUGGUGGGGGCGCCCAAAGCCAACACCAGCCAGCCAGAUAUCGUGGAAGGAGGAGCCGUCUAUUACUGCCCUUGGCCAGUGGAGGGGUCUGCUCAGUGCAAGCAGAUACCGUUUGACACCACCAACAACAGAAAGAUCAGAGUGAACGGAACCAAAGAGCCCAUCGAGUUUAAGUCGAAUCAGUGGUUCGGGGCAACGGUGAAGGCUCACAGGGGGAAAGUGGUGGCCUGUGCUCCCUUGUACCACUGGAGGACCCUCAAGCCAACGCUGGAGAAGGACCCGGUGGGCACCUGCUACGUGGCCAUCCAGAACUUCAGUGCCUUCGCCGAGUACUCUCCCUGUCGGAACAGCAACGCCGACCCUGAGGGCCAGGGUUACUGCCAGGCAGGCUUCAGUCUGGAGCUCUACAAGGAUGGAGACCUGAUCGUGGGGGGACCUGGGAGUUUUUACUGGCAAGGUCAGGUGAUCACGGCCAGUAUUGCAGACAUCAUUGCAAAUUACUCAUUCAAAAAUAUUCUAAGGAAAUUGGCACGAGAAAAACAGACCGACGUGGCUCCAGCCUCCUACGAUGAUAGCUACCUUGGAUACUCAGUGGCUGCUGGGGAAUUUACUGGAGACUUUCAACAAGAACUGGUUGCUGGAGUUCCAAGAGGAGCACAGAAUUUUGGAUGUGUUUCAAUCAUUAACUCUACAGAUAUGACCUUUAUUCAGAAUUUCACCGGUGAACAGAUGGCAUCUUAUUUUGGUUAUACUGUUGCAGUUUCAGAUGUUAACAAUGAUGGGAUGGACGACCUCCUGGUGGGCGCGCCCCUCUUCAUGGAGCGCGAGUCCGAGAGCAGCCCCCGGGAGGUCGGGCGGCUCUACCUGUACGUGCAGGUGCGCGCGCUGCUCUUCAGGGCGCCCCAGGUCCUGGCCGGCGCCGACGCGUUCGGGAGGUUCGGCACAGCCGUGGCGCCCCUGGGGGACCUGGACCAGGACGGAUACAACGACAUUGCGGUUGGCGUGCCCUUUUCAGGCAAGGAUCAAAGAGGCCAAGUGCUCAUUUACAACGGGAACAAGGAAGGGUUAAACACCAAGCCUUCCCAAAUUCUGCAGGGAGCUUGGGCCUCACAGGCCGUCCCUUCAGGCUUUGGCUUUACACUGAGAGGAGAUUCAGACAUCGACAAGAAUGAUUACCCAGAUUUACUUGUGGGUGCAUUUGGAACAGGAAAAGUCAUUGUUUACAGAGCAAGGCCAGUUGUGACCGUGGACGCCCAGCUCUUGCUGCAGCCGAUGAUUAUCAACCUGGAAAAUAAAACGUGCCGGAUUCCAGACUCCGUGACAGCAGUGUCCUGCUUUUCUCUGCAAGCGUGUGCAUCCGUGACAGGCCAGAGCAUUUCAGACACAAUAGCCCUGACCGCGGAGGUGCACUUGGAUUUGCUGAAGCAAAAAGGAGCUGUGAAGCGCUCGCUGUUCCUCGGAAACCAGCAGCCCCACCUCGUCUUCCCUCUCGUGGUCCAGGGGCAGAGGUCUCUGCAGUGCCAGGGCUUCACAGUUUAUCUUCGGGACGAAACUGAGUUCCGAGAUAAAUUAUCUCCAAUCAACAUUCGUCUGAAUUACAGUUUGGAUGAGUCUACCUUUAAAGAGGGCCUAGCAGUGAGACCCAUCCUGAACUACUACCAGGAGAGUGUGGUUGAUGAGCAGGCUCACAUCCUGGUGGACUGCGGAGAAGACAACAUGUGCAUUCCCGACUUGAAGCUGUCGGCGAGACCAGAUAAGCAUCAGGUAAUUAUAGGAGAUGAAAAUCACCUCAUGCUCUUAAUAAAUGCAAGAAAUGAAGGGGAAGGAGCCUACGAAGCUGAGCUCUUUAUCACAAUCCCGGAAGAGGCGGAUUAUGUUGGGAUUGAACGUGGCAACAAGGGUCUGCGGCCCCCGAGCUGUGAGCACCAGGCGGGGAACGGGACGAGGACGGUGCUGUGCGACCUCGGGAACCCCAUGGUGGCCAGAACCAACUAUUCUCUGGGCCUCCGAUUCGCAGUUCCACGUCUUGAAAACACAAACGUGAGCAUUAACUUCGAUCUCCAAAUCAGAAGUUCCAACAAGGACAACCCCAACAGCAAUUUUGUGAGCCUCCGAAUCAACAUCACGGCAGAAGCUCGAGUAGAAAUAAGAGGGGUGUCCCACCCCCCGCAGAUCGUCCUUCCCAUUCAUAACUGGGAGCCGGAAGAGGUGCCUCUCCGAGAAGAGGGAGUUGGUCCUUCAGUGGAACACAUCUAUGAGAUGCACAACGCUGGGCCCAGCGCCAUCGGUGACACCCGCCUGGAGGUGGGCUGGCCGCUGUCUUCCCGGGACGAGUUUCUCCUCUACGUUUUCCAUAUUCAAACCCUGGGACCUCUGCGGUGUCAAACGAGCCCUGAUAUCAACCCCCAGGAUAUAAAGCCUGCAGCCUCCCCUGAGGACACCCCUGAGCUCAGUGCUUUCCUGCGAAACACCACCAUUCCUCACCUGGUCCGGAGGAGGCACGCGCCUGAGCUGGAGCCCCCCAGACAGCGCCCGGCAAGAGUGCUGAACUGCACGAACGUUGAGUGCUUGCGCAUCUCCUGUGUGGUGGGACGACUGGAAGGGGGAGAAAGCGCUGUCCUGAAGGUCAGGUCCAGGCUGUGGGCUCGGACCUUCCUCCAGAGGAAAAACGACCCCUACGCCCUCACCUCGCUGGUUUCCUUUGAGGUUAAGAAGAUGCCGUACACGGAUCAGCCGGCGUGGCUCCCCAGCGGACACAUGGCCAUUAAGACAUCAGUUAUUUGGGCAACCCCAAACGUCUCCUUCUCGAUCCCGUUGUGGGUAAUUAUACUGGCAAUACUUCUUGGACUCCUGGUUCUGGCCAUUUUAACGUUAGCUUUGUGGAAGUGCGGAUUCUUCGACCGAGCCAGACUCCCCACGGACGACUUGGCUGACAGGGAGCAGCUGACAAGUGACAAAAGCCCUGAUGCAUGAGAGGGAAGCAAAGACCAGAAAAAUGGAGCCCUGGUCCUGCACAAGCGAAGGAUGGAGAAGGGCUAGAACAGUGAUCUGGAAAACGGAAGACUCCUGCAAUCACCCCCUCGUCUGUGCAGCAGCAGCUCUUGGGAGAAGGUUCCGGAGCUGUUACACCCUGCAGAGCCAGCCACCCCUGGAGGAAGCCCCUGAAACACGCAGGGGAACGGAAGUUGCUCUCCAGGUAAACCCAAAGAUGACGCAUCUGGAUUCCUCUAGAAUUUGGACAGUGGCCACAGGGGAGCUGACAGCUGGGCAGGAAGGGGCCUCCUCAUGGCAAAUGCCGCAGGAGACACGUGGUGGGCUGUGGGGGCUGCACACCACCUUUGGGACCCCAGAGAGUGAGGAUGGCAACUUACCUGUUCAGUUUCCAUCUCUCUCACUGAGAGCCUGGUCGCCUAGAGGAUUUGGAGGUUGAGAUUGGGGUAGCGAGCUUUUUGAAAUCACUGGCUUAAUUCCCUUCCAAGAUAACCAUUUUCUGCAGGUCACUUGCUUAACAGAAGCUUCCUCAGAACUUGGAUGGUAUUAGGGAAAAGCAAAUUGGUGUUAGGGGUCAGUUUCACCUAAUACUGUGCAUUCAUCUACCUGAAAUUACUUUUAGCCACACCUCCAGGGACUCAUAUCAGCUUUAUUUAGCUUUGUAAAAUGCUGCACUUCUAUUUCCUUUUAUUUAAAAAAUAAAUCUUUCCAUUGGCUUAGUUAAUUCAUGAAUUUCACGGUACUCUUCACCCUCAGUGGUGUUUAAAAGCAAUUGUUAAAAUGUUGGGAGUGCGUUAAUUUAGAAAGUAGUUAAAAAUAUAGGUAAACACAUUUUAGUAUCUAUAAGAAACAACACUAAUGUUUAGCUUGAGAUUAAACACUAUUUUCCCUACUAUACCUCAUACUUAGAUACUUGGAGAAAUAUGUUGAACAUAAACAGGAAGGAAAUAGAAAGUUAUACAGAUGUAAGAUGAACCUAGAAAAGUGACUUUGAAGGAUUUUAUUUAAAAUUACUUAUUCCAACUUUACUGCAUUUUUACUGCUGAUCUUUAUAGUACAUCACUUUGAAGAAUAAUUUGUUAUUUAAGCUAUUUUCUCAUCUUCUUGAUUAACUACCACAAAAAUACAAUUUUUAAAACUCUUGUAAAUAAUCUACAAUAUUGUAUAAUAUUAUCUUUUUGAGGUAUAAUUGACCAGCUGAAUUCAUAUAGCCUGUACAACUUUGUAUCCUUUUUAUAACAAAGAAAAAAUACUAUGAAGAAAUUCUGAGAAAAGAAAUGUGCAAUAUUUUAUAGACCCAUGUAUCUGUGGCAUGUUUACACUGGCAUUCAUUAUUUUUGAAAGUGAUAUCCUGAAUUUUGAGUCUGCUAGAACAAGGUGGCCGAUUGCAAGGACGAGCCCGGCUCACGGUCCGUCUCACCUGGGGCAGCCGCGUGUCCCUCCUGCCUGGCGCCCACUUGGGCCCUCCCUGUGACGAGUGGGCGGUGAGAACCGCGAGUGGCUCACAGAGGGCGGGGGUCCCACACUGCCCCGGGGCCCUCGGGCGACACCCUCAGGGAGAACGGGGCUCAGACGGUGGCCAGGCAGGGCUCUGCCCCUGAGGAGCCCCGACUCCCGCCCGGUGCCUGAUCUGAGUCACGAGAGGCCCCUGGGGAAAUGCGCCCCUUCCGAAGGCACUGGGAGCCCUCGGGGCUGGCGUGGGGGUGCUGGGCCUUGCAGACCGAGCCUGGGACCCAGACGCGGGCAGGGGCAGGCUUCACGGGCAGACUCGGCUUCCUUCCCGAGCACCGCACCCCGAGGCAUUGCCCGGGGGCCUCGGAGAGAGCUGCCCACUCCACGUGGGAACCCAGCAAGCCCUGAGCUGCUCGCUAGGCUGCCUUGGCUCCAGGAGUUUGUCCGAGAACCUGUCUGUGUUUCCCUUCAAAAAGAGCCUCUUUUAAACUCUUGCAGCUGGUUUUUAAGACAUGGAAAAUGGGCAAAUUACGUUUUAUAAACCUGGAGAUUUUUAUACAGUAAAUAAUGUGUACUGGUCACCACUGAAACCCCUCUUAGAAUUCAACUCCUUUUCUUAUUUCUGUAAAUACAUGUGUAGAUAUCCAUGGAGAUUUUCAUGAACCUAUGUACCUUGUCACUGAGAAAAUUGAAACAUAAAGAAGAUGAUGCUCAUGGCCUUUCUCACGUGUGUAUGGAGGGGCCCCACAGGGCCAGAUAGCAAAGGUUUCUUGAGUCUUCACUAUAAAAACACUUAACAUUGGAAGGGAUUUGGAAGAGCAAAAAUAAGACGCUCUUGGGACAAUGAAAAUAUUCUCAGCAUACCUUGAGGUGAUGGUUGCCCAGCUCUCUGAAGGUUCUAAAAGCCAUCGAAUUGAAUUGUACACUUUAAAUGGGUGAAUGUCACGGUAUGUGAAUUACAUGAGUAAAGAAAAGAUGUUAAAGGAUGUCCGCCACUCCUAAUCCCUGCACCCUUGCACAACUGAAUUCUUUUCUCCACUUUGCUUCCAUUUUUGUCCCACCUCAAUCUCAGCUCCUUUACAAGCCUCCCCUUCCGUCUUCGGCAGGCUCAGCCUCUCCUGCCUCCAGAAGCUUUUCUGGAUUGCCUCACGUUGGCUGUCUUCCAGUUGCGCUCGCUCCAGAAGAGCAGGAAACUGUCCUUGCUGCUCCGUGUCUCCUACCCCCAGCACAGCACCUGGUACACGGUGUGGUACACAGUCGGUGCUCAAGAACAUUUCUUGAAUGAGUAUCAUAUGUGCUCCAGAAUAGUCGUGAUGAACACCUGCUUUUAGAACCGGCUUUCUGACCAAGCACCAGAGUACACACACUUGUACAGCCUCCUACUAGAGCAUCUGUCAUGAUUACCCAGCGUUCCAUUCAAUCUGUGGACCGUUUGCUUACCUGCCCCCUUAUAGGAGGCUGUUGACAGCUUUCUACACUGACAGGAGUGACUUUGCAUAGGUCUUCUUUUUGGUCACUUCAGUGAAUUAACUUUGCAAGAGUGUGUGAUUGUUUGGUCAAAGUCUAUGAACAUUUUUGUAUUCCUUUCACAUGUUGCUGCUUAAGAAGGCUAAUUCAAUUUGCAUCCACCUAAAUGUACCAAUUCUGUCAGUAUUUUCAAAUAUUUUGGUAAGUGGCUGUUUUCAAAUGUUACUUUAACUUGUAUUGCACUAGAAUUCAUUAAAUUGAAUGAACACCUUUAA